UUCGUAGUCGUCCGCUGUGGCCGCCCUGUUGCAGGCCGGGACCCGGGAAGUGCUCCUCCUUAGUGCCAGCAGUCCCGGCAGUUUAUGAAACUACCCUCUCCUAACACAUUAGAUAUUGGAAAGCACAAGUCCGGCUCGCGACGACGUGAGCGGCCGGUUACAACGCGUUCCAUAGCAUGGCAGAGUGCAUCAACUUGGCGCUGGAUGACUCCAGCAGUGAAGAAGAUAAUGCCAGGGCGCCGGCUCGCAAGCGGCUGGCCCCGGGAGGCCAGCUCGCAGGCAGCCCCGCCCCUGCACGCCGUCGCGGCGCUGCCGCUGCUGCCACCGGGCCGGCGGAUGCGCCCGACGUCGUCAUGCUGUUGUCCUCCUCCUCCUCCUCCGAAGCCCCCUCUCCUGGGGGAGAAGACGGACGUGACAGCGACAGCGACAGCGACAGCGAGGGCCACGCGUCAGGUGGGGCGGGUCGCGUCAGCGGCGGCGGCGGCAGCAGCAGCACGGACGCGCAGUCCGAUGGCGACGUCGGUGGCGACGUCGGUGGCGACGGCGGCGGCGGCGUUGCGGUGCGGCAGGCAGCGGCACGUGGCCGUCGCGGCCGUGGGGGCCGCUCGCCUGAGUCCUCCGAGUCCUCCUCGUCAUCUUCAGACUCGGAAUCCUCAAAGUCCCCGUCUCCACACCCCUCGAGAGACGAGGGCGAGGGGCCACGCAACGGAGGCGGCGGUCGCGGCGGCCGCGGCGGCCGCGACAGCGGACGCGGGACCGGCGGCGCUGCAGGAGCAGGCGCCGCGGCCGCUGACGCAGAAGGGGCACCGGCACCGGCACCUGCUGCUGCUGUGGCGGCGGCCAAGGCCGCUGCGCAAGCUGUCGCAGACGCGGGCGUCCCGCCAGGGCCUGCGGAGCGGGCUGCGGAGGGUACGGGCGCCGCGGACGGCGCAGGCGGCGCCGCCAGUGGGGCGGCCAGCCGGCCAGCCGCCGCUGACGCCGACGCUGACAGCGACAGCGACUUCGAAGUGGAGGUGGUGGGGGAGAAGGGGCAGGUGACCACGCGCGACUUCCCACACCCGCGCCCCGACUGCGCGGUGCACAAGUUCAAGGACAACGGUGUCGCGAGCAACGCCCAGCACUGCGCGAAUUGCUUCUGCUAUGUGUGCGACGUCAAGGCGUCGGAGUGCGCCUACUGGGGGACAGGCGAGCAGCAUACGCACCACGCCAACGCGCGGCCCAAGGACUCCUAUUGGGCGGCCCUCAGGCGCGACGCGCGUGCCGCCGGCGUCAGCCAAUGCGCGCCGCUGCUGCAGGCGGCGUUUGAGGGGAAGCCGCUGCCGACGGCGGCAGCGAUGGCGGCGGCGGUGGCGGCUAACCGGUUGGGGCCGCCGCGCGGCGCGCCGGCCGGCACCCGUCCUUUCGAGCCGUCCUCUCCCAGGCUCGGCUCGCACGCGUCCAUGCGCCCCGGCCCGGCGGGCGCGCAGCCGUACCCGCCGCAGCAGCAACAGCCGCCGCUGCUGCGCGGCGCAAACUCCGCGCCAGCGGCGGGCGCCGGCUUCGGCAGCCACGGCCACAGCAAUGGGCUCUACCCGCAGGCGCAGCAGGCAGUGCAGGCGGCGCCGCCGCCGCUGCCGGCGGGCAAGCACUGGCGGCCGUGUUGCGGGCGGCACGGCUUUACGUCAUGGGCGUCAGCUCUGUCGAAGGCCGCUGUGGCGGCGGAGGCGAUGCCGCUGUGGGGCCAGUCCGACGGGUCGGACACGCCGAGCUAUUACACGCGCACAAACCGGGUCUACUGCCCAGACUGCAUCUGCUGCAAGUGCGGCUGCCCGGCCUCCCAGUGCCGCAGCUGGGGCUCAGGCGCCAGUCCAACUGACCACGCAAACCUGGGCCCGCCGCCGGGGACACAGCAGCAGCCGUCGCUUUACCAGCAGCAGCCGCAGCAGCCGCAGCAGCCGCAGCCACAACAAUCGCCGCGCCCUUACAUGAGCUUGACUGCCGCCGGCGCCGCCGCCGCCGCGGCCUGCCCGCUGCGGCCCACAUGGUCGCGCGACGGCGCCGCCGCCGCUGCCCCCGCUGGUGUCGGGCCGUCCCUACUGCCCAUGUUCCCGGGAGCGCCACUGCCACCCGCACCCGCGCCCGCGCCCGCGCUUGUGGGGCUGAACGCGGCGCACCCUCUGGCGUCACGGCACGCCUACGUGCCGCACCAGCCCGUGCGCUUCCCCUCCAACAUCCGCCCGCCCACACGCAUCAGCCGGACCUCAGCCGAGCCCGCCGUGCCCGGGCUCGCCGAGGCCGACGCGGCCAUGGCCGCGACGGCGGCGCCGGCGGCGGCGGGGGCAUCCGUGGCAGCACAGCCGCCGCCGGCACCGCCGCAGCCGCCGCUGGUGCUAGUGCCAGGGGGCCAACCGCAACCGCAGCCGGCGGGCAGCUGCGCCGCGGCGGAUGCAUCAGUGGCGGGGGCAGGGGCGGCGGAUGAGGUCGCCGCCCGGACCGCGGAUGCGGCGGAGUGGUGGGAUGCCAUGGCCGCGGCCUUUGAUGUGAUUGAGAACACCGCCAACUUUAUGAACACGCAGCGGGAGGCGCUGAGGCCGGCCGCGGCGGCGGCGGCCGCGGCGGCGGUAAAGGCGGCGGGCCGGGCAGGGUCAGCGGGCCAAGCGGCAUCGGCGUCGGCGUCUGGGGAUCAGCCGCCGUUAGCGGGCCAGCUGCCGGUGUCGCCGCCGGGGCCAGCUGAGCUUGCAGGACCGGGAGCGGCGGCAGCGGGUUGCCAAGGGGCCUUGGUGGCGGCGGUGGCAGUGGCUGUAGCAGGUCAGCAGGGCCAGGAGGCGGCAGCUGUAGCGCCAGCGCCCUCAGGCAGUGCGGACACGUCUGCUCCUUCUGCUACUGCUGCUGCCGCUGCUCCGACUACUGCUGGCAGUGCUGGCGGCGGCGCGGGUGCGGGUGCAGGCGGCGGCACGGGUGCGGGUGCAGGCAGCGGCGCGGGUGCGGGUGCAGGCGGCGGCGCUGUAGACACGGACGCGGCCUCACAGUCAACGGCUGCCGUGGCGGCAAUGGCGGCAGGGGUGGCAGGCGCAGCAGGGGCAGGCGCGGCAGUCGCCGCCCAGCCAGCUUCGGCGGCCCCUGGGGCAGCGACGGCGGCGCCAGCGGCGGCGGCAGCACCUGCAAACGCUGCGCCCGGGCCGCUUCUGAAGUUGAAGCUAAAGCUGCCGAGUGGCUUGACUGCGUCUGCGCUGGCGGCGAAGCCUGCUACGGGUGCCGGUGCGGGCGCGGGUGCGUGUUUUAGUGCGGCUGGGGGUGCGGCUGGGGGUGUGGCUGGGGGUGCGGCUGGGGUUUCGAAGCCUGCGCCACCAGGCGAUUCCUGAAGUGACCAGUUCGUGAAGUUAUUGUCUAUGUGAGUCAACACACGUGUAAAGGCAAGCAGGAUGUGUGGAUGGGGGAAGAGACUCGCACGUUCGCAGAGGUGCUACCGUAAUCGAGGCAUUGGUUAUGCACAGUCCUUCAGUGGCGCGCAGGAAUGCGCAGGGUGCGCCUAGGCUAGGCCCCAUGGUGCGGCCCCACAAGGGCCGGUGUUACAUUCAUGUCCGACGCGAAACAGACACGCGGACACACGCUCAAUUUCGCUGGGCGCAUACUGUAUUUUACUCCGACGCGGCGUAGUUUAGCCCGGGUCCGCACUGUGGAGAGGCUUUUGUGCUGAUCGGCUCGUGUGCUGAUUGUUGUACUUGCCGCAAGCCUGGUGGUGGGGCGGUGCGUUGUAGAGCAAUCGGACGCUGGCUACGGGCCGGAGACAGCCGGAGAUGAGGCCAAAACGGCGGACCUCGCGGCUCGGACGGUGUGGAGCUGGUGUGGCUUCGUCCCAUUUUUUACAUGCGCAUGGAAAUAUCUUUGCCCCUCCUGGUCAUGCCGGUGCUCCCUUUCUUUUGUCGCUGUGGGCCGCGGGCCUUUUGCGGGACCCAUCGCUGCAGCACAUGUCGAGCUGCGGUGGUGCAGCUGCAAAGGCAACACCGGAGCAGGUUCUGGGGUGUGCGUAGCCCGGGCAGUUCUGAUGGUGGCUGUGCUGGCUGGCAACCGAGUACGGCAAUAUAGUACAUGGCGGUGCGCUGGUUGAUGGUGCUCCCGACUCGCCUGACACCGGGAGCAAGUGAGGGCUUGUGCACGCAGGCGCAUGCGCGAAGGGAUGAGCAGGACUGGGCGGAUGUGAAGUGUGGUUCCAAUGCUCAGGUGGCUGCAAUGCCGGGGGUUGCUAGCCAGGGGGGGGGGCUAGCCAGGGUUUCAUGGCGAUGCCAAUCGCAUGAAUGUGCGUGUGUGCGCGCGCGUAUAUGUGUGUUUAGAGGGACCUGCUGACUCAGUUCAUCAGUCAGUGACGUGUGGCCAUGCGCUGAAUUGCUGGCGGCUGCGCGCCCUUCGGUGCUGUGCUGUGCUGUGCUUGCAUGAACCUGCCAUGUGCAUGCGAAUGGCAUUGCGAGCAGCAGGCUGUGGCAGAGGCGCAGAGCUCCAAGGAUUGAGGGGCCUGGGGGCGGCAGGGGGCGAGAUCGGUACACCGGUGCCAGCCGGUGACGACGGGUCCACUGCUGCUUGGCGGCACGAAUGCGGCGGCAGUGCGGUACGGAGCGGGGAAUUACAUGUGUGACCAGCAAUCGACGGCCGAGCCAAUCACGCAUUCAAAGCACACGGGUGCACACUCGAAUGUUGCAUGGGUGACGGGUUACGAUGCUCAGCAUCAACGGUUUCGCUUCCCAACUGAUGAGAUAGACGGCUGCGGCCUUAGACGGGAGACGUGGCGUCAGGGCUCCUAUCUUAAUGUCUCCAGACAUUAAUUGGCCAUUUUGGCCGUUUCCUAGACAUUCCUCCCGGGGGCUAAUGUCUGGGGCGCGACUUUGUUGGCCCGGGUUUGGGGCGGGUUUUGUCCCAAUUCCUAUGGAGAAGCCCCCAUACCGCCAUGUGCCCAGACAAAAGACGGCGGCCACCGGGCCGUUUUUGUCUGGAGCUAGACAUUACCCCCAAAACAAGAUACGACCCCUGCGUGGCGUGGGCGCAGUCCACGUUUCCCGCUGGACUUGUCUUAUCAUUCUUAUGAUUCAGUGUAUCUGUGGACCGCACAAUUAAGGGGGCAAGGUCAUGGCUCUCUUAGAACGCCGGCUUUUGGAGCGCGUUUGCGCCAGGCUGUGCCAGGCUGCCAGCUCCUGACUAUGUGAAGUGGGCUUCCGACUGCUACCGUAUCUGCCAGCUGGAGCCAACGCUUGCCGUACUCACAGUUACCCCUGGUAACGAGCAAGGGCCACCAGGGCACGGCGGAACGACGGGGAGGUGAGACCAUGUGGUUGAUUACGGAGGUCAGGGAUGAGACGGGACUCGUGCGACUCGGACAGGCGGCUGCACGGCGCUCGGUCUGGUGGCAUGAACCACGUUGCACAGCACCAUGGUUAAUAGCCA
Chlamydomonas reinhardtii is the source of this 5412-nucleotide messenger RNA. RefSeq lists its product as uncharacterized. The record is from RefSeq and is a predicted model, not a curated record. Lineage: Eukaryota; Viridiplantae; Chlorophyta; Chlorophyceae; Chlamydomonadales; Chlamydomonadaceae. Bases 177 to 3341 code for a protein of 1054 amino acids. The transcript has 6 exons.